CGUGACCCCGCGGAGGAUUGUGGGAAACUAAGUUCUUCGGCGGCGCCGGGGCGCCAUGUCUCCCAUGGAGAAACGGCGGGUCGCGCUUUUCUCUGUGGCGCUGUCGUCCCUCGUAUUCCUGGGCCUGACCGUUUACUUCAUUCCGACUUUUGCUUAUUUGCUCUUCAUUUUCGCCGCCUGUUGUUUCGCCUGCAGUUACAACCCCGCCGACGGCUCUGUACACGCUCGGGAAGGCCGUCAUCCUGGGCCUCGCUUGGCGAUCCCGGCCGUGUUGAGACGCUGGUUGCCGGCGAGGACCACGGCCCGGGCGCAGUCGGGGGGAAGACUCGGUUCUCGAGGCGGCGCUGCACGCUUCGUCAAGGGGCCUCUCGCAGAGAGCGCUCGGGUGAAUGGGGGAAGGCGCCCGGGUGACCCUGCCGACUUUUUCCGAGAAACGGAGGAACUUGGUGGCUCGCCGCUGAUCCCCCGGGACGCACUGCUCCUGCGGAGUAACACGGGCGAGCGCGACGGGUCCAGGGCCGCCUGGCGGUGGGGAGCCGCGGGGAGCAGAGAGCUCCGGGAGAGAGUGGCCCGAGCCAGCCGUGCGGCUCCUUCCACCCGGAGAACACUGUCCUUCAGGGAUUCUUGGGGUUCUGGUGGCAGAGUUGUCAUCGCUCCCCAACAAAACUACCUUCUCCAGCCAACAUGCUCGUCCCCCCUUGGUGCGCUGCUGGCCCCAGCUCCGUGGUCGGCGCGCCAGAAGAACAUGCUUGCUCCCUGCGUCUCGGCCGUGGCCCACAGUCCUGUCACGGUGAAGAUUGCCCGGCCGGAUCAUUCUAGCACUCGAUCACCUCUCGUUAGACAGUUCAGCUCUCCACGCACCCUGCUCUCCCCAACACUGGGACUGACCCCAGAUCCCUGCUCCAGGGAAGCUGUCCUCCGCGUACUCGGAGAAAGCCGCAAGAGUGGGCGCCGUGAGCCAGAGGAUGAUAGUUCGGCCACCCCCAGAAAGAGUAAAAGAAGGCGCCAUGACAGCGGUGGCAGUGCAAACUCUGCCUUCGAGCCCCUCAUGGCCAAUGGCUUGCCAUCCCAGCUGGUGCCCAGGCCUGGUAGGAUGAAGAGAGGGAUUAACACAUCAGUGGUUGAGGACUCCCCGGUAAAGAGGUCACGCGCUUCGUCGGUUGGUUCUACGGGUCUGGCACGUACCACCGGCGGGGGUGAUAGUUCAACCCGGAACCCCAUUCACAGCUCCUAUAGUUCUUCUCAGGGACCUGUGCAGACAAAGAGCUCCAGCUUGUGUGUCUCCCCCCUGUCAAGUCCCGAAUCAUCUCGCUCACAGACCCCAGAUAGACCCCCCAAGAAGGCCAGGGAAAAGGAGGUGUGUUCCCCCAACUCCCAGUCACCCUUGAACUCAGACAGGAUGUUAUCAAGCCAGGUCAGCAGUGCAGAUGGGAACACUCAAACUUCCAAGACGCAAGUGUUAUCCUCUCCAGUUUGCAGCUCCAGAGAGAGUGAGGUGACACGCAAGCGCAAAAUCCAGCUGGUGUCCAGCCAAAGGGGGGAGCACAUAUCCUUGCCACCACCACCUCAGCUGGGCUAUACCAUAACCUCGACGGACCUGGACUUGGAGAAGAAAGCAGCUCUGAAUCAGAUUAAGAGUGCCCUGGAGGAGCCUGAUGCUGCUAAGCAGACACCUACGCCUGGUCUUGUCGCGCCCACCACCACCGCAGACUCUGUGUCCAGUGCGGCUCCCCCAGUCUCUGGGACACUGUUGCUAGGGUCCAUCAGCAUUGUCACGCCCACACCUUCCUUAACCCCAUCCAUUCCUCCUGCACUACCUGCCACAUCCAGCUGUGACCCUGCCAGUACACACAGCUCCGGGACCUUUCCCCCAGCCUCUUCAAGCAGUACAGCCUGUACAGCACAGGGCCUGACCAACCCACAGAUGGACAGCCCCAGUCCUGCUCCUGGUGUCUCUGCCCCCCUUGCAGGCGAAGUCCUUUCUGCUACGUCGUAUAGCGGUCCUGAAUCAGUUCCAGUGUCCUUCACUCCGACCGUUGUUGAGGGAGGUGUUUCUGGAGCCCUGGCAGCGUCUGCAUCGUGGACAGCCUCCGCGAGCCUGUCAACCCCAGCACUGGGUUCCAAGUCUGCAAGUCAGCACAGUCCUCCCAUGGCUGCCCUCAUGUCACCCCCACGCAUGACAUUUCCUACCACUUCCAGUCAAGUGUUUCCCAAGCUUGGGGUGGCUGUCACAUCUGGCCUGGUGUGCUCAGUGGAAGCUCCUGCUCCACAAUUUACUUCUACUGUGUCCAAAACUGCUUCCGCUGCCGAGACGACAAGCAGCAUGUCCGUGGCACCUCUGUUCAAGCCCAUCUUCGGGGUGGUAUCAGCAACUCCUUCUGCGACUGGGAGUAGUCAGGAAGCGGCCACCCUCAAGCCCAUUUUUGGCGUUGCCACAGCAAGCAAUGGUUUUGGACAGCCUCCGGCAGUCAGUGCAGUACCCCCUGUGGCCCCUUCAGGCAGUGGUUCUGUGCUUGGUGUGCUCACCACCACUACUACCACGAUACCUGCUAAUACUCUGGAUGCAAGCAGGGGCCAAUUGGCUAGCACAUCAACCAGCUCGGGGCUCUCUUUCCAGUUUGGUGCUAAAGUCGUUGCCAGCAGUGCUCCCACCAUCAGCUCAACAGUUGUUUCCACUUACACCCCUGCUCAGUUUCAGUUUGGUGCCUCACCAAUUACCGCAGCCCCUCCGAUGUCCUCUGGUACUACUGCCCAACAAUCUCUUCGGGCACCUCUCCAGUCAGCCUUCAUCUUUGGCCAGACAACCUCUGGGGGGAGCUUCAGUGGGUUUGGUGCGGCCGUGUCUACCCCCAGCAGCACCACAGCCACACCGGCCCCCGUGAGCCAACCUACAUUCUCGUUUGGGAAACCCUCUGUCAAUGGACCGGUGGCUUUUCCCUCCAUGCUGCAGACUCCUACAAUCAAGCCAUUAACCUUUGGCAUGAUCAAUGGGGGUGGCGAUGGAUGUGGAACCCCUAUCAACAGCACCAUAGCAGAUUCUCCCAUUGAGGAUGCUCCCAGCCUACCAGUCUUUCCCAGUGGAUCCUCCUCUGCUACAGCAGCAUCCUGUCAAAGCUCUGCCACCCUCCCUGUUCCAGGCCCCACUCUCACCUUUGGGGGGUCAUCUGCGAUGCAGUCUGGCAUCCCUGCCCCCGGCCAAAGCAACGCCCUCCAGCCUGCCACCGGCAGUUUCAACUUCCAGGCAUCUGUUAUGGGCAACCCGUUCAGCAUGUCAAACCUGUCCAGUACCCCUACACAGAUGUCGGACUUUUCGUUUGGAGGUGGCGGUACCAUGGAUGGUAAACAAGCCUUCGGGACCUCGACUCCUAUGUUUGGGCAGAGCCCUGGGGGGUUGAUUCCCUCUGGAACCCCUAACUUUGGUGGCGUGACCCCGUCACCAUUUGGAACCCCUUCGUUCUCCAUUGGUACGGGCUCCAGGCCCACCGGGGCCCGACAGAGGCUGCAGGCACGUCGGCAACACAUCAGGAAGAAGUAGUUGUCACUGGAACCCCCUCAAACUCCCAAAAGCAACGAGGAGGAACCUUCAGUCACUGGAAAGGAGCCGUUGCAGGAGAUGUAGUUCCUGCAGGAGGGUGUCGGACCAGGACGCCGCGGAGCACCUGUCUGCAGUUUGAGCUUGUGAACCGCAAGCCCACUCUCACAUCCUCCCUGCUCCACCAUCCCAUCACCAAUGUGAAGCCACAGCUGCGUGACACAGAGAGAGAAGUGGAUUUGUGCCACUUCACACAGUGUGACUUGAACAAACUGCCUCAGCCCUGAACUCUAUUUAUCUAAACUCUUAUUCUGUAUCCUUCUGUCCUGCCAUUUUCCAUAGUGCCGGCAAUUCUGGUACAGUCUUUACUGAGCUUUUUUAGGUAUACUGGUCUUACAGUGGGCUUCCUCUCCUUACCUGUCCACACACAAAUAGAGGUUGCAGAAAGAAAGGAGUAGAAGCAGCUACCUGGUCGUUGUACUCUCUGAGAGUAUUAAGAGAUGGUACAGUUGCGGUCAGAUCCCACACCCUAUACACAUCAGUGUGAGGAGGUCUUUUUGUGUUUCUGUAGACUUGUUAAUGCCAGCGUAUGUGAAGCCAGUGCCCUUUGACACAUCAAAAUAUGGUGAAGGAAUGUGUGCGUUAACUGUAAGACCGCAGUUCUCAGUACGGAAGGUGUAAAUUGGUUCUUCGAGUGGACCCAAGGGGUAUUUGUAACACUUUGGAGUUCUGCGUGGAAAGAGGGGUCUUAAGAGUGUCAAAUAGAGUAUGUACCUGGUGCACAUUUUGGAAAAAGUUCACUGUGAGGUAUAAAUUGCCUUCAGUUGUCUUACUUCAAUGCAACAGAUGGAGGUUAAUGCAUAAACCGGUUUGUGUAGUCAUUUGCUUUUUCUUUCUUUCUAACAGUAUAACUUUUACUGGACAGUAAGUGCACGUUCAAAUGAGACAUUGGUGCUCUUUACAGGACGCGUAUGCACAGCAAAAGAUGCUUUAUUUUUCUUUCCACCUGUUUUGGCAAUAGGAAAAAAGCGUGAAGAGGAUGAAGUUUUAUUGUGGAUUAUGCAAAUAGAAAUGUUCAUUCCAGGACUUUGUCGAAGUCUAACUGAAUCCAGUUGUUUACUGGUCUCAUGAAUUCCUGUCUCCCUGAUCUAUUGCUGCUUUUUGCUUCGGUAAUCCUCCGUCUUGCUCCUCUAGACUACCUCUACAUUCUGCAGCUUUCCCUUGGCUCUGUGUGUGUGGCUGAAAGCCUUUACUCUCACCCCGCUGUCCUGAAAUGGACUCUGCAGUGGCAGGGUCAGCUGCUUCAUGAUGCCACCCCAAGGACAGUGCGUAUUGCACCGAACUGCACCAGUGCAUCUGACUACUUGAAUGGAUCUGGUAUGACUCCUCUAGAUGCAUUUGCCCUCCAUUUGUGUACUCUUCUUAGAUUGUUUUCUUAAUGAUUUAUUUGUGCAGCAACCCUCUCUGGGUUGAUAAUUUAACAGUUUGGAAAUGUAACGUUGUCUGUGUGCCUCAGAAAACCUGGUUUGAAGGAAAGAUGCAGUGAAUGGCGGCAUAUUGGUAGUGCCGGACAUGUGGCUUUAUCCACAGAGUGGGUAUGGAGUGAGAGAGGGGCGUGAGUCCAAGAGCAUUUUACAAUUUGUACGCAAUUUUUCUACUAUUUAAUCUUACAUUUUAAAAAUGUGUAUUUCAGUGUAUGAAUUCAAUUGGAUUCU
Scleropages formosus (Asian bonytongue) is the source of this 5247-nucleotide messenger RNA. Its product is annotated as nuclear envelope pore membrane protein POM 121-like. Gene Ontology annotation, biological process: RNA export from nucleus; protein import into nucleus. Gene Ontology annotation, cellular component: nuclear pore. The transcript has 13 exons. The coding region runs from base 56 to 3535 and encodes 1159 amino acids. Lineage: Eukaryota; Metazoa; Chordata; Actinopteri; Osteoglossiformes; Osteoglossidae. Gene Ontology annotation, molecular function: structural constituent of nuclear pore. The record is from RefSeq and is a predicted model, not a curated record.